Molecule: messenger RNA, 2310 nt
Organism: Aspergillus fumigatus Af293
Lineage: Eukaryota; Fungi; Ascomycota; Eurotiomycetes; Eurotiales; Aspergillaceae
Source: RefSeq, a predicted model, not a curated record
AUGCGGUUCAGUUGGCAAAGGUCCGCUGGCAUAUCUGCCCUUUUGGUCGGCUGUUCGUUAGCGCAAGGAUGGAAUGUCAAUGUGUCUAUGUGUAACUGGGAUCAAGUUCGAGGUAUACUCCGUCCAAGCUGCCCAAGUGCUGCCAAGGCUUAUAUGUCUCAGUUAGUACGAUUCGCGACACUGUUUACCUUGACGGAGGGUCACUGUGGUGGAAGCGGAAACAGUGAUGGGCUUCUUUACUACCUCAAUCUCAACACAUCAUUUGAUACAGCAAUCUCAAACCUGACUGCGUUGUUCGGCAACAUAUCGAAAGCUGGAGGAAUCGCAAACAAUAUUGCCCCAACCUACCGCGAUGGAGCGAUGUUUACGAACGACAACGAGCUAUAUCUUUACGGGUACUUCGACUCUCUCUUCACCAAUUCCCGGCUGACCAUAUGUAGUGGCCUCCUCCGUCUCACAGACAGUCAAGACCCCCCAGCUGGCAACACCGUUCUCGGCUACGAACGAUACCAGUAUGGUCCGGAUCGAGAAUCCUGGCAACCCGGCUUUAUCAUCGACAACCUCGACACUGGCGUGACCCGAUACGUGACGAAUGGCGCCGGAGUCUCUGCACCGAACGAAAACCUCGGGUUCUACUUCAGCGGUAUGCGGGGAAAGGACUGGGGACCUAUCUACGCUGACGACAAAUCGGCCAACGUGACGUCUGACCGCAUGAUCAAGGUGGAUAUGUCUAGUAUGCGCCACAACAAGUGGUCUAAUCUGUCGUUACCGGCGCAUGUUCCUGCGCGGGCUAAUGGUGAGCUCGUUUGGGUUCCUGUCGCCGAGUCCGGGGUUUUGGUGGCGAUUGGGGGAGUGAUUAAUCCAGCCACGAUCUUCUCGUCGGACGGGUUGACAAGUGCCCAGCAGAAUGCGAGUAAGCGUGUAAGCCCAGGGCUUAUGGAGACAGUGUCUGUUUACGAUGUCAGCGGUGAUAAAUGGUAUCUGCAAAACACCACCGGGGAUAUCCCCCCUCAGUUGACGCAGUUCUGCUCGAUUCAUGCGAGUGCACAAGACGGCUCCUCACAUAACAUCUAUAUUUACGGCGGCUACGACGGGCUAAGCAUGGAGAACACGCCGUCCGACGAUGUCUACGUCUUAUCUCUGCCCUCCUUCAGUUGGAUCAAGCUUUACAGCGGAAAUACUACCCAUGGCCGGAGUGGUCACCGCUGUGUUAAACCAUAUCCGGACCAAAUGCUGGUCCUCGGAGGCGUUCAUCUUGACCCGACGCAUUGUCUCGACGGUGGAGUGAUUCAAGUGUUCAACCUGAAUACUGGCAGGUUCCAAAACACCUACAAUCCGAACGUCUGGAACGAGUACAAAGUCCCGGACCUGAUCACUACUGUCAUCGGGGGAGACUCCGAAGGUGGCGCCACAAAAGCAUCACCCAUUUCCUGGACCAAUGCCUCUUUGGCAGAUGUGUUCAAAACCAAGUACACCAACACCAUUAGUACCUGGUACCCCUACAACAGCACUAGCAGCAUCUCACCCACCAUUGCCCCCGCCGCGGACAAAGGGUCCAGCUUCCCCAAGUGGGCGAGCGCCAUCAUCGGUGUUAUUUUAGGGUUCCUUUUCAUCUCAGCAGCGGCGAUAUUCUGGUUUCUCCGUCGCCGUCACAAGCUCCGAGAAUCACAAUCUACAGGUGAUCGAUCAACCCGAUCCUGGAUUCUACGGUGGUUGCACACCAGCGGGUCGGCAACUGGCGUGCCGAAAUCCGGCGACACGACAGCGCCAACGGGGUACAGCGUAUUUACGAAUGAGUCAACUAUCACUCCAGCAACAGCAGUAUCACCGCAGAGCGUGGAGGCAGGUAGCGAUCCCGUAUAUGAGAUGCUAGGUCAGUUUUUCAAUCUCCUUUUCCUUUACCCCGCUAACCACUGCGAAGGUCAUGCUACGACACUCCCUGUGGAACUUCCCACGCCGUACAACAAUAAUUCCCUCCCCAGUCCAGUUUCGCCCCCUGGCGUUUCGGGUACGGACUAUGUAUCUCCUAUCACGGUUAGCACGCCCAGUACAGAGGAUGAAGCGAGCCCGGUUAGACCGCCUCAUUAUCGCCACAUGUCUAGUUUGUCUAGUGUGCCGACUAUAGCGAAUGUGAUGCGCAAGGAGAGUCGCCACCGGCAGACAUAUAGGUCGGAUACGUCGGAAGGAAGCGUUGAGCUUGAGUGUCCGAGGGGUGUGGAGCUGAGCGGUAGCACUCCUCAGGAAGGGAGAUUGGCGACAACAAGAGAGGUUGAUGAGCUUGAGGGUUUGGGAAUAAAGGCAUUACCGUAG